Molecule: messenger RNA, 1011 nt
Organism: Endocarpon pusillum Z07020
Lineage: Eukaryota; Fungi; Ascomycota; Eurotiomycetes; Verrucariales; Verrucariaceae
Exons: 4
Coding region: 1-1011 (336 amino acids)
Cellular component (GO): TRAPPIII protein complex
Source: RefSeq, a predicted model, not a curated record
AUGGCUCGCUCAAGGGCUCGCUCAUCGGGGGAGAUGCCCAAAGAGCCACACGUGGUCUCACUGAAAGUUCUCCGUCUAUCAAGACCUUCGCUGGCAGAACAACACCCUUUGCCGCUUGAAGAUCCUAGAUGUACUGCGUCACUUGCCUAUCCUUCAGAACACAUAGAUCACGUUUUUGCCCUGAGCCCACUGCUAACACUUCCGCCAUCCUUCGGGUCGACUUAUGUUGGUGAAAUGUUUGCUUGUUCACUCUGCGCCAAUAAUGAAUUAAUGCCGGGUGAAACCUCCAGAAUGGUAAUCUCGAUCGGAAUCUCGGCCGAAAUGCAGACCCCUUCUCAGACCAUCCCAUUAGAACUCGAAACUUUAACACAGCAAGAUGAAGAAAAAGCCUUUACGCCGGGGAGCUCGAUCCAGAAGAUUGUCCGGUUCGACCUCAAAGAAGAAGGAAAUCACGUUCUCGCUGUCAAUAUAACGUACAUGGAAAAUACUUUGGCGGCGGAGAUUGGUUCAGCUGCUACUGGCGGCCGAAGCCGGACCUUCAGAAAGCUCUAUCAAUUUGUUGCUCAGCCAUGCUUGAGCGUGCGGACUAAAGCCACAGAGCUUUCCUCGCAUGAGAUCGAGGACAAAACUCUUGGGCCGUAUGGAAAAUCAAAAUUAUUGAGAUUUGCGUUGGAAGCACAACUCGAGAAUGUGGCGGAUAUGGCAAUUACGCUCGAGCAGACCAGCUUGGACGUCAGAGCUCCUUUCAAGUCCACGUCUAUGAAUUGUGAUGGAGAUCUUCUAAUAGAGUCCUCUUUCAAAUCUAUGCUGAGUCCUAGAGAUGUGCUCCAGGUAGCAUAUUUGGUCGAGCAGCAGGGGGAGGUCACUGAUGGUUUAGAUACUUUGAGAAGUGACAUGAAACGUGACGGGAGAACCGCGCUAGGCCAGCUAUCUAUUGAAUGGAGAGGGCCAAUGGGAGAACGUGGAUUCUUGACAACUGGGAAUCUACUUACCCGGCGCAUUGUGGCCUAG